AGUGAUGUCAGACCUUCGCGACGGCAAUGAGCGGUCACGUGAUAUGCGGAUGAAGUUCCUCUAUGGGAGCAGCGCCUGUAGUCCACUUACUUGAAAUGUACUCGUCUUCCUUGGUUUAAAUGUAACAGGCAGCAGCAGAAUGAAGCACGUCUGCCUCGGUUUGUUGUUUUUCACCGCCUGUCUCCACUCUUUGUGCGCGGCGUUACCGAACUUCGUCCUGCUGUUUGCUGAUGAUUUAGGCUUCGGCGAUUUGGGAUGUUUUGGUCACCCGGUUUCCCUGACCCCGAAUCUGGACCGUUUGGCUGCGGGAGGUCUACGUUUCACCGACUUCUACAGCACUAGUCCGGUCUGCAGCCCAUCCAGGGCUUCCUUGUUAACUGGGCGUUAUCAGACUCGCUCUGGCAUCUAUCCAGGAGUGCUGUACCCAGGCUCCAUUGGUGGUCUCCCUCUUAAUGAGACCACCAUCGCUGAAGUCCUGAAGCCUAUGGGCUACGCCACUGCUGCAAUUGGAAAGUGGCACCUGGGAUUUGGGGCCAAGGGGAAAUUUCUUCCAACCAAGCAAGGCUUUGACCACUACCUUGGGAUACCCUACUCUCAUGACAUGGGUCCCUGUUGGAACCUGACAUGUUUCCCUCCAGACGUAAAGUGUUUCGGAUUGUGCGAUGCCGGCACUGUUCUCGUCCCGUUGAUGCACAAUGAGAUCAUCAAGCAGCAACCGGCUAACUUCCUGGAGUUGGAGAAGGCAUACAGUGACUUUGCGACUGAUUUUAUUUCGACGUCAGCCCAGAAAAAACAGCCUUUCUUCCUCUACUAUCCCUCCCAUCACACUCAUUACCCCCAGUACGCAGGUGUGGAUGCAGCUGGAAAGUCUUUGAGGGGUCCGUAUGGAGACGCUCUGUUGGAGUUUGACAACACCAUUGGAAACUUGAUGAAAACUCUUGAGAAAACAGGAGUGAUCAACAACACAUUGGUUUUCUUUACUUCAGACAAUGGACCUGAACUUAUGCGUAUGUCCCGUGGUGGUAGUGCUGGCCUUCUAAAAUGUGGGAAAGGCACCACAUAUGAAGGAGGCAUGAGAGAGCCAGCCAUUGCCUACUGGCCCGGAACCAUCAGGCCAGGUGUGACUCACGAGAUGGCCAGUACACUUGAUAUCCUCCCCACCUUUGCAAAUCUGGCAGGAGCCAAGUUGCCCCAGGUGACCCUUGAUGGGGUAGAUAUGACCAGCCUCCUUGUAAACAGGGGAAAGAGUGAAAGGAACACAAUGAUGUUCUACCCAACAGAUCCUAAUGAAAUGUACGGACUAUUCGCUCUCAGAAUGGGGAAGUACAAGGCUCACUUCUAUACAAGAGGUGCCACCCAUAGUGGUACUACACCAGACAAAGACUGCCCAGUGUUUGCAGUUUUAAAGGCCCAUGACCCUCCCCUGCUCUUUGACUUGGAAACUGACCCCUCUGAAAACUACCCCUUACCUCUUAUUGGAAGACCAGACCUUAAAGCUGUGUUGGAGAAGAUUCAAAAAGUCAAGGCGCAGCUGGAAGCUACUAUGGUGUUUGGCGAGAGCCAGGUAGACAAAGGCACAGAUCCCAGUCUGGCACCGUGCUGUAAUCCUGAGUGUCAACAAAAGCCCAAAUGCUGCCAGUGUUAAUUUGAACUUGGGGACGAGGGCUGGGUCCGUUCCACUUCAUCACAUUUUCUAAUGAUUUUACUGAUUGUGUAUGUCCUGUACCAAAACAGUUCAUGCACGUGUUUUUGAAGAAUAAUGUUCAUCUGUUGUUUGUAAUUUUUAAAAUAAUUUCCCACAAUGCUUCUUUCAACUGCUUUAAUAAUAAAGCGUAGGUGUCGCUGCUGAUGCUGGCGGUGGGUGAAGUGUAUCCUUUGGAAGAAAAGAGCAUCAACACUGUAUGUAAUUAGAACUUCUAAUAAAACUGAUUUUCCCAUGGAACAAACACA
Messenger RNA from Cynoglossus semilaevis (tongue sole), 1950 nucleotides. It is a transcript of the gene arsa, whose product is annotated as arylsulfatase A. The record is from RefSeq and is a predicted model, not a curated record. The coding region runs from base 140 to 1645 and encodes 501 amino acids. Gene Ontology annotation, molecular function: arylsulfatase activity. Lineage: Eukaryota; Metazoa; Chordata; Actinopteri; Pleuronectiformes; Cynoglossidae. The transcript is spliced from 8 exons.